AUGGGUUUGGUAUUUAGGAGUAAUGGAAUCUUGUGGUCUAUUAGUCGGGUUGGUGAGAGGCCUAAAGGAAGGCAGAAUAGGUGUUUGUAUUGGGAUAAGAGGAAGAUGAUUGCAAGGAAAAUGAAUCACCCUAAUAAUCAUGCGAAUGAUAUUGCUAAUCCGGAUGAUAAUGCUAAUCCGGAUGAGAUUGUUGAAAAUUAUCAUACUCCGUUGUGGAAGUAUGUCAAAAAGCUCGAAAAAGUGGGAAAAAGAGGAGGAGGGAAUGCUGAAUUUAAAUGCAAUUAUUGUCAGAAAACUUACAAAGGAUCAUACUCUAGGGUCAAGUUUCAUUUGUUAAAAAUGGCUGGAAACGGGGUCGCGCCUUGCAGCAAGGUUACUGAUGAAAAUCUUGCAGAAAUGAAAAAGUUAAUUCGAGAGUGUGAAUAUAAGCUGAAGAGUUCUGCUCUUAAGAAUGUUUCUUUGCCCAAUACUGGUUCUUUCUGUUAUGAUCUACCCGAAGUGAAUCUUGAUCCAAAGAAGAGAAAGGGAACAAGUGUGCCUCUUAGUAAAGCUUUUAACAAGGAAGCUCGAGAUCAGUGUGAUGCUGAAGUUGCAAGGAUGUUUUAUACAGGUGGCUUAUCAUUUAACCUUGCAAGAAAUCCGCACUAUCGAAACUCAUAUGUUCGAGCUUCUACACUUCCAGGGUAUGUUCCACCAGGUUACAAUGCACUACGGACUACUCUUUUGCAACAAGAGAAGAGUCACAUUGAGCAAUGCCUCCAACCAAUCAAGCGCACAUGGAGCACUAAAGGUGUAAGUUUGUGCAGUGAUGGGUGGACAGAUGCACAAAGGAGACCACUUAUUAAUAUUAUGGCAACUUGUGAAAGCGGGCCAAUGUUCUUGAGGCCAAUUAAUUGUGAAGGUGAAUAUAAAGACAAGCAUUGUAUUGCCAACUUCCUUACAGAAGCUAUUAAAGAAAUUGGUCAUGAAAAUGUUGUUCAAGUGAUCACUGACAAUGCUCCUGUCUCUAGAGCUGCUGGGUUACUUAUUGAGGCCCGCUAUCCCCAUAUCUUUUGGACACCCUGUGUUGUUCACACUCUUAAUCUUGCUUUGAAGAGUAUAUGCUCUCCGAAACAAACAGAUGUUUCGUACGAUGACUGCAAUUGGAUUUCAACUAUUGCUAGUGAUGUUUGGUCCAUAAAAAAUUUUAUUAUGAACCAUAGCAUGAGAUUGUCUAUGUUUAAUGAACAUUGCAAACUAAAGUUGCUCUCCAUUGCCGAAACAAGAAGAUUUAAGGAAGUAAAGGAAGGUUUACAACAAAUGGUGAUUAGCCCGAAUUGGGCUUUGUACAAAGAAGAUGAUUUGGUUAAAGCAAUGACGGUGAAGCAAAAAAUAUUGGAUGAGUACUUUUGGGAGAAGAUUGAUUAUAUUCUUUUCUUUACAGCUCCAAUAUAUGAGGCUAUUAGAAUGGCUGACACAGAUAAGCCUUGUCUUCACUUGGUGUAUGAGUGGUGGGAUGUUAUGAUUGAAAAGGUGAAAGCUGCUAUCUAUAGGAAUGAGCGCAAGGCAUUACAUGAAAAAAGCAGCUUUUUUGAUGCGGUGUAUUAUAGUUCAGAAUGGCUCCAAGAAGACCCUAGUCAGAUUGCUCCACACCGAGAUGUUGAGCUUACAACUGAAAGGAAAAAGUGUUUUGAGAGAUACUUUUCCAAUGAGGAAAUUAGAAGAAGUAUCAAUGUGGAGUAUGCCUCUUUCUCUAUGUGCUUGAAUGACUUUGGAGCUAUUGAUUCUAUGAAUGAUAGGUUUCAUUUGGAACCAGUAAUGUGGUGGAUUGUCCAUGGAGCUUCUACACCUAGUCUCCAAUCCAUAGCGUUGAAGCUACUUGGACAACCUUGUUCCUCCUCUUGUUGUGAAAGAAAUUGGAGCACUUACAGUUUUAUUCACUCACUAAGAAGGAAUAAACGUUAUAUGGGUUAUGCGCCUGAUAUUGCUUCCUAUAAAACCUUGGUCAACGACUAUAUAAACGUUAACAGAAUCGGUGAAGCUUCGAGGCUUGUUGAAGAAAUGAUCCAAAUAGGAUUGAUGCCUGAUCUGGAAAUGCAACAAACUUUGGGGCGUUUUCGUCGUAAAAGCCAGAUUGGAUUAGCGGGGUAA
This is a messenger RNA of Malus domestica (apple), 2130 nucleotides long. The record is from RefSeq and is a predicted model, not a curated record. NCBI's taxonomy places the organism in Eukaryota, Viridiplantae, Streptophyta, Magnoliopsida, Rosales, Rosaceae.